Pocillopora damicornis (cauliflower coral) is the source of this 952-nucleotide messenger RNA. Its product is annotated as coiled-coil domain-containing protein 24. NCBI's taxonomy places the organism in Eukaryota, Metazoa, Cnidaria, Anthozoa, Scleractinia, Pocilloporidae. The record is from RefSeq and is a predicted model, not a curated record.
GAUGGCGUCGUUUCUAUCAACUCAAGUAGUAUUUUAGGAUCCUGGUAAAACUAUAUAAACAAGCCAGUGAUAAAAUUUACUCAUCAGAGGAUGAAGGCAAAAUUUUCAAAAAUACUUGUUAAUUUCGCCUGAAUGAAGGUUGCUUGAAAGGAUCGAUGUGUGCAGAUCUCUCAACUUCCAUGGAAUGGCGACUUGAGGCAUUCGAAAGCAGACCGUCAUUAUGGAAAUUUAUCGGGGAAUACGUUCCUGAAAGUGAGCGAAUCGAGAUCAAAGAAGCUUUGGGAGAAGAUCUAGUGGAUGAGACCUUGGAUUUACACAAUGAGGCCUCCACCCUUCUUGAAAUCUGGCAAGAUUACAGGGAAGAAACAGAGAAAGAAGAGAGAGAGAAAGCCCUGCAAAGACAUUUACAUAGACUUCCUGAGCCUCCAAUGAUAAGAGAAAAUCUCAAGAAAGAGAUUAAAAUGUUUGUGGAAAUGUUGCAGCAGAAAGCAAAAGAGGAAGGAAGGAAUCCAUCAAGCAUUUUGAGUGAGAAGGAGUCUGAUAUAGUGGAAUAUGUGUUUGACAAUACAGCUGCUCGACCCUCCAGCUCAUCAAGUCGACCAUCCACUGCUCAUUCAUCCAGAGAUGGACGACAAACCCCAAUGAGGGCAACACCCAGUAGUGAUGGUAGCAGGUGUGCUUCCUCUCUUAGCGAUCAUCUUGAGUCCAUGAAUGACAAGCUGAAUGCACUGGAAAUUGAUAGAAUUACCCAUCAUUUAAGGCAGUUAUUAGAAGAAGAGAAAGAAGGUCUCCUUGGAGACAUAGCAUUUUUGCAGGAUUGCCUGAUGGAGGAAUCAAACUAUAGAGGCCAGGUUACAUCGCCGAAUGAACCAGAGCCGUCGUUGAGAGAUUUGCGUGAUUUGGGAACGAAACUUGAGAAGGAACUUCUCAACAACGUUUCAGCAGUUGCAAG